This is a messenger RNA of Asparagus officinalis (garden asparagus), 1071 nucleotides long. RefSeq names its product thioredoxin-related transmembrane protein 2. NCBI's taxonomy places the organism in Eukaryota, Viridiplantae, Streptophyta, Magnoliopsida, Asparagales, Asparagaceae. The coding region runs from base 89 to 880 and encodes 263 amino acids. The record is from RefSeq and is a predicted model, not a curated record. The transcript has 10 exons.
AAUUAAGCCACCAGCGGACGAAGAAAGCAAGACAGACGACAAGAAAGCAGGGAGUGAAAUCUGAGAAGCAACAAGAAGCGGCGUAAAAAUGGAGGCAGCAAUGUCGGCGAGUGGCAGAAACCGUAAUAACCACCCACUUCCGUGGCUAAACCUAAUGGCGACGGAGCCCUUCUACCUCCUCCAUUUCCUCACCUUCUUCUCUUACUUCGCCGCUCGAUCCGCCGCUUCCCCUGAUCUCUCGCCUGAGCUCUCUCAUCUCCUCUUUCGCCGCGAGAUCCAAGCGGUUCUUACGUUUUCGGUGCUGGUAGCGAUAAAGAUAGUGAAGGAGGAAACCUGGGAUGGAUUUAUUGCUGAUACUCUGUUUUACGCAAAGUUCUUCCUUUUUGGAGCCGCUUCAAUUAUUGACUAUCACCUGGCUUUAUGUUACUUGGCGGCAUUUGUAGUUAUUUUCAUUUUAACUCAACAACCACCAUACGAUGGUCUUGGUGAUUCAAGUCAUCUGACUCCAUUGCAACUGGAAAGCUUAUUGACAGAAGGAAGCAAGUCGAGGUUUUGGCUGGUUGAGUUUCGAGCUUUGUGUUCGUCGACAUGUAUACGCACAAGUCGCAUUUUCCCUGAUCUGUCCAUCACUUAUGCGAAUAAGAAUUUAUCUUUUGGGAUAGUCGACCUUGGGCACUUCCCUAAUGCUGCAGAAAAAUUUGGAAUAUCUUUAAGUGUUACAGGUCAGCUUCCAACCUAUAUUUUAUUUGACAAUGCCUCGGAAGUGGCACGAUUACCAGAUAUCAUUGUUGACGCUCCUGCACCAACUAUUACUAAGAAUAUUCUGAUUCAACAUUUUGAGCUUGAUAGACGCCUUGUAGAAUAUAUAUCCAGGAGAUAGAUUCAUCAGUUUUCAGCAAAUAUGUAAGUUGUAACAGAUGCGUAUAUUUGCUGCCUGCUGAUUUUUUUCCAGAUUUCUGUAACAUUUGUAAUAUCAGUUUUCAGCAGGUAUGGCAAUGUUGAACUAAUAUUAUCGAGGUUUUAGCAUAUACGCCCCUCAAAUGUUCAACAUUUGCAAGCUUGCCUCUCAAA